AUGGCUAAACCUACCUACCCUCGCAUCGCAGUCAUCGGCGGAGGUCCCGGCGGCCUCGUCCUUGCCCUCACUCUCUACCGGCACGGAAUACCCUCCACCGUCUACGAGCGCGACACGAGCUUUGACUCUCGCGCCCACAUUGGAGGCAUGCUGGAUCUCAAAUAUGAGAGCGGCCAGCGCGCACUACGCGAGAACGGUCUCGAGGAGACCUUUGCGUGCAACUCUCGCCCCGAGGCGGCCGCCAUGCGCGGGUAUGACUCUGCGGGUAACGUCCUUUUCGCCCAGGACCCCGACCCCAACCAUGAUCCGAAGGAUAUCAGCCCUGAGAUCGACCGCUCCGUGCUGCGGAAGAUCCUCGUGGACGCGAUCCCCGCCGACGCGGUCAAAUGGGGCCACGCUCUGGCAUCUGUGCGCGACCUCGGCAACGGGGAGCGCGAGCUGACGUUCGCGAACGGCAACACCACCGUGGUCGACAUCCUCGACGGAGCCGACGGCGCCAAUUCGCGCGUCCGUCCGCUCGUCUCUGCUGCCGUACCGACGUACACAGGGGUCACCGGGGCCGAAAUCUCCAUCGCACCCGAGGACACCAAGAAGCCAGAGCUGCAGGACGCUGUCGAGCUCGUCGGCCGCGGUAGCAUGUUCUCCUGGGGCCCAGAGAAGAUGUUCGGUUCGCAGCUCAACGGCGACGGCCUCAUCCGGACCUACGCCUGGUUCCCUGCGCCCGCCGACUGGAAGCUCCCGGACGAGCCUGCGGAGGUGCGCAAGGUCCUGCUCGAAUUGUUCAAGGACUGGGCGCCGAGCUUUCGCAAGCUCAUCGAGUACUGCGACGACAAUACGACCUACCAACGCCCCCUGUAUCGCUUGCCGCUUGACCACAAGUGGGAGCACGUCCCUGGGGUCACGAUCCUCGGGGACGCGGCACACCUUGCGAGCCCCGGAAGGAGCGUAGAAGAACGGGAGGAGGCUAUAGCGGCAUGGGAAGAGGAGAGGAUGACGGUGGCGAACCGCAUCGCAGUCAUCUCGGAUGAGAACCUCCAGGCUUGCGUCAGCCCAGACGCUCCCGCCUCCGUUCUGAAGGCGAUGGCGAAGUUCACAAAGGAGCAGAAGGAGAGGCAGACUGCUUGA
Dichomitus squalens LYAD-421 SS1 is the source of this 1125-nucleotide messenger RNA. RefSeq names its product monooxygenase. The record is from RefSeq and is a predicted model, not a curated record. NCBI's taxonomy places the organism in Eukaryota, Fungi, Basidiomycota, Agaricomycetes, Polyporales, Polyporaceae. The transcript is spliced from 2 exons. Bases 1 to 1125 code for a protein of 374 amino acids. Gene Ontology annotation, molecular function: FAD binding.